GUCCUUUGACACGUUAACAAAGUUUCUUUUCUAUAUGGAUCUAUACCGUACACAACAAAGCGGUCAAACGUCUACGUAUAUGCGACGUUGUUAAGAGGCGUUUACACAAAGAGGUGUGCUUUUUCAGUGAUUUCAGGCUGUUAGAAGCAGAGAUUUCUAACAGGAUGUGCCAAAGAAUACGCAAGCAUGUGUCAUGCAGUUUGGCUUUAUGUUCGAUGAAAGGUUACGUUUGAUCCCCGUUUUUUGGAAAUUCUGUUGGACGACGUUCGUUUGCCAUCUUUUUCUUUGAAAUUUUGCUCGGGAAAUCGGGGUGCGUCCGCCCAAAACUUGAUCGUUCAGCGUAUGCCUGUCGUUAAACCGCUGAGUCACAGUAGGAGAGCAUGACUAGAGCCAGUCUUAGCCGGUGCGUUUCUCAAGCGCGCGCUUUAUACAUUAUAUGACGUCAUAAAGAAGUGUACUACUUCGAGAGAAGUGCGAGAAGAUGCAAGCGAGAGGCAAUUUAGACUCAGAUUCCCCAUCUGACAAUAUAAGCAAGUUUAAAGUUGUUGUUUUGGGUGAUCAAGGUGUGGGAAAGUCAGCUUUAGUGUGGAAGUUUGUUUAUAAAGGAUAUGAAGAUAAAUAUCUGCCGACGAUUGGAAUUGAUUUUUUCACAAAGAUAUGCUAUCUAGAUGGAAUUGCUGUCCGUCUACAAAUCUGGGAUACCGCUGGUCAAGAGCGUUUCCGUUGUCUCAUACCUUCUUAUCUCCGUGACUGUCACGUUGUCCUGGUUUGUUUUGAUGUGACAAAUUGCUGCUCAUUGGACAAUGUCCCCGAGUGGAUCGAGCUAGCACUGAAAGAAAAGUUUGGUCACACAGAUGAUUCGUUGAUUAUUCUGGUGGGAAAUAAAGUGGAUGACAAAACUAAUCGGCAGAUUUCUUACGACUGUGCCAGUUCUGUUGCGGAAGUAUUUCGAGUUCCCUACGUGGAGACUAGCGCUCUUACGGGAUAUAAUGUCGAGCUGUUGUUUAGGAAGAUAGCCAAAGAAAUGUUUGUCAAAGACCUGGAACGGAGGCAAAGAGGAAUCAGAUCUAGAGACCGUGAUCUGGAUGUUGUCGAGGAAAGAGUAUAUGUAGACAGGGGUGUGAUAAAUCUUCAAACUACGUAUGCAGAAGAGCAGAAGACAGCUAUUCCGAAGAAACGUCGAUCGUGCAAAUGUAGUUAAGAUUCGUAAAUUGCUGUAUACUAUGCCCAA
Stylophora pistillata is the source of this 1231-nucleotide messenger RNA. RefSeq lists its product as uncharacterized. Gene Ontology annotation, molecular function: GTPase activity; GTP binding. The record is from RefSeq and is a predicted model, not a curated record. NCBI's taxonomy places the organism in Eukaryota, Metazoa, Cnidaria, Anthozoa, Scleractinia, Pocilloporidae.